Molecule: messenger RNA, 3088 nt
Organism: Vespa mandarinia (Asian giant hornet)
Lineage: Eukaryota; Metazoa; Arthropoda; Insecta; Hymenoptera; Vespidae
Product: coiled-coil domain-containing protein 39-like
Biological process (GO): inner dynein arm assembly; epithelial cilium movement involved in determination of left/right asymmetry; cilium-dependent cell motility
Cellular component (GO): axoneme
Source: RefSeq, a predicted model, not a curated record
AACAACUUUAAAUAUUUCAUUUCAUUGAUCAGUUGUCAUGGCAGCUAAUUACAAACGUUUAAUGUUAAUAUUAAUAGAGUAUUCUAGGAUUACAAUCAAAAUACUUUUUACAACAAUUAAAACUAGUUAAGAACUAGAGAAAUUAAAAUAGUGAUACAUAUAAUGAUCACCAAUAUAGAUGACAUUUUAAAAGAUUUAGGAUGGGAUGAUGGAUUUCGAAUACCAGUGGCUAAUGAAGAAAACAAGCGUCUUGAAGAAGAAAUUGAAAAGAAAACAAAAUACAAGAUGUCUUUACAUAAAAACUUGGAAUCUAUGGAAGAACACUUAAAGAUGAUUAAAAAGCAUGCUAUUAAUAUAAAACUUCAACAGGAUUUAAAUCAAAACCUUCUUACAGCACAUUCAGCACAAUUAGAGAAAGAAGAUCAUUUAUAUAGAUUAAGCAAUAGUACAGAAUCAAAUCUUCGUCAUGAAAUGCGAGAUUUUAAUAAAACAUGCAAUGAUAUAAAUGAAAGAGUAUCAAACAUAGAGAAGGAUUUAGCUAAACUGACAAAGAAAAUAGAAAGUUCUAAAAAAACAGUCAAAUUUGAUGAAAACAAUCUUUUAAGAUGGGAGGAAGUAUUAAACAGAAAGGAAGAAGAUAAUGAAUUGAUAGAAGAGUAUAUGAAACAAGAUACAAAAAAAUAUAAGGAAUUAGAACAAAAACGCCAGAAGCUAAGUAUAGAAGCCGAAUCUUAUCGACAAACAAUAGUAAAAGUAGUUAAUGAAGCACAAGAAAUGGAAAUAGCUUUAGAUAGAACUGUUAAACUUUAUGAUGAAGCAUUAAAAGAACGACGACAAAUGAUAAACCAAUGGACACAAAGUGUUGCUGUGUUGAAACAAAGAGAUGAUAAUAUACAAGCUAGUUUAAGGGAAAUAGAAUCACUUCGUGAAAUCGGAAAAGAUAAAAUGGAUCUUCUACAUGAAACAGAACAAUUUUUAAGUGAUCAAAUUUUGAACAACAAGCAACUCGAAGAAUUGAUUAAAGAAUCUGAAAAGAAACUUCUUAUUAUAAAAAACGAGAAUCGUAAGAUUAUGGAUACGAUUGGUACAUAUGAAUUUGAGCAUCGCACUCAAAAGAAGGAUGUAGAAAAUUUGAACCGCCGUAUGCAACAAAUAAGAGCAGAUAUAAAACGUAAAAAGAAUGAAAUUGAAAAUAAAAUUAUAAAAAUGGAGGAUUGGAAGAACCGAAUUAAAGAUUUAAUUAUGACCUUAAAUGAAAUUGAUGAUCAAAAAUUAAAUGUAGAGGAUAGAACAAAGCAAUUAGAAGAAAUGAUUGAGGAAGAAGAAAAACGUAAAUCUAUUAUUAUCAAAGAGACAAAUCAUCUCCAAACAGCAAUUUUACGUACUGCCAAUCAAAUUUCCGAAUUAAAUAAUGAAAGAAAAAUUCUGGAAAUGCAAAAUCGAAAUGAAAUAAAAAAAUCUGAAUUAUUAGUAAUCAGCUAUGAUAAAGAGAAAAAAAUAUUGGAAGAGAGAAAAGAAUCAUUAUAUCAUGUUGAAUUUACACUACAUAAAUGUAAAAUGAAAUUAGAUCGUGUUAAAGGUCAUGCACAAGAUCAAACAGAAUUUAACAAAAAACAAAAAAUGAUUGAAGAUUUGGAAACUAUAUUAUCAGAAAAAAUGAAAAUAGCUAAACUGCUAAAAACACAAAUUACAAAUUUAGAAUAUGAUAGGAAAAAAAUCACUAAUAGCAUAGCAAAUGACAGUGGAGAAUUAGAGCAUCUACAAAAUAAAAAACAAGAUUUUCUAUUACUUAUGGAUGGUGGUGAAAAAACAUUAAAAGUAGCACAGAGUCAUAAUGAAGAAAAACAAGUGGAAGAAAAUAUAUUACGUCUCAAAGUUUCACAAAUAGAACAAAUGAUGUCAAAUGUUGGAGAUAAGGUCUAUAAUUUGCAAAAAUAUAGACUUACACUAGAUGCUGCAUUAAAAGAACGUGAAGAGGAAAUUGCAGUACAAAAAGAAGCUCUUGUAAUUCAAAAAAGAGUUGUGUCGGGUGAGUGUUCACAAUUACGUAAUGCUAUUUCUGAAAGAAAGAAUCGAAUAAAGCAAUUACAAGCACGAUACGACAAUGGUGUUGCUGUAUUUGGCAGUAGUACUGAUGGAACACCCAUUACUACAACUUAUCUUAAAAUUCAAAAUGCCCAAGAAAGAUAUCUUUUACAAGAGCAAGGUGAUAAACUUGAUGAAACUAUAAGAAAGACAGAGUAUGAAAUAGAAAGUAUGGAGAACACAUUGAGGAUAGUUAAUGCUUGCAAUGAUAAAUUCAGAAGUAAUUUGAGUACAGUCACUGAAACUGGGCUAGAUCAAGAAGAACAAAAGAAACUUAAUGAACAAUUAUACAAAGAACGAGAAAAUCUAAAAAAAAGACAAAUGCAUGUACAACAUUUAACUGAAGAUUUUCAGAAGAUGCAAGAUAAUUAUACUUUAUUACUUGAUGAUAUACAAAGAGCUAAAGAAGAGAAAGAUAACAAAGAACAAUAUCUCUCUAAUCUUAAUAAACAAAUAGCUGAACAAGACGAGAAAAUAUCCAGAGCUGAAAAGAAUCUUCGAAAAGUACACAGAGAUAUACAAAAUAAGUGCACUUGUACUGAAGAUAGUUUGAUACUUUUACAGGAAAAAGAUGUAAACUUACGUGAAAUCCAAGAACAAAAUGCAUUGGCUCUUGAAGAUAUUGCAGAAUUUACAAUUCGCCAUGUGGAAGUAGAACCUUAUAUAAAGAAACUCUUAGUAGCCAAGAAUAUAGAAUUACCUUGCAUUUCUAGAUUAAUAGAUCGAUCACCUGUAAUAACUCGUUGUGGAAGUACUACAGAAUCAACUGAAUGUAUAGUUAAAAGUACUAGUCGUACUAGUACAUUUCCUUCUUCAAGGGGAAGUGUUAAUAGUAUUAUUACAUUGGAACCUUGUUUUGAUAACAUAAGAAACGUUGAUUAUCCAUCACAGAGAGAUACCUUAACAAGCAAAUAUUCAAAAUGUGGUACAUCACUAGAUUCUAAUGUAGCAACAACUAAGAAAUAAAUGAUACUUUGUACUUCCAUACUAUUAAUAAUUUAUA